UUCUGCCGCUGCGCCCCAGUUACUUUCUGUUUUGUUUCUUGGGAAACGCAACAGUUUUUCCCCCAUUUUGGCGAAUCCGCUUUUUACUUUCACUUUCUGCCUCGUCCUCCUCGGAACCUUCCAGCAGAAAGCAGCACUAUUUAGGAGCCAUGGCCGGUAAUCUGAUUAUCCCUCUUCACGGGCCUUCUGUUCACAUUGUGAGGCAAUGUGGACCGGCCCUGGGCGACAUCCUCCACAGCAAAUUCAGAUGCACGGCCAUCAUUGAGGAGGUGGCUUCCGGAAGUGUUCCGUCCCUUGUGCCGCAGAAAACCGUUGUUUCAGAGAAGAGGUUUGCCGGCGUGCUGAGUGCAGGCAUCAAGUUAUCUGUGUGGAAGGACGAUCUUACAAAUGUCUGCGUGGAUGCCGUCGUGAAUGCUGCCAACGACAAGCUUCAACACUGGGGCGGCCUCGCUCGAGCUCUGUCCAGCAGGGGGGGUCCGCAGAUCCAACAGGACAGCAACGAUUACAUCAGACAGAAGGGGGAUCUGAAAACAGGAGAUGCAAUUGUCUGUGCUGCUGGCCUCCUACCAUGUAAGAAGAUAAUUCAUGCUGUGGGCCCUUCCUUAACAGCAAACCCAUCAAAGUAUGAAAUUUCAAAGGCUAAACCGCUGUUGCAGAAGGCCAUCAGGAGCAUUCUGGACAGAGUUAAAGAAAACCACCUGAAGACUGUCGCCAUUCCUGCUAUAAGCUCGGGACUGUUCAACUUCCCCCUGCCACUCUGUGCGGACACCAUAGUGUCAACUGUGAAAGAGUACUAUGAGAACUCCUAUAGACAACAUCUUCCUGAGGAGAUCCUCCUUGUGAACAACGACGACCCCACAGUAAAGGAAAUGGAAAGGGCCUGUUGUGAGCUACUUUCCCACAAAACGUACAGCGAGGGAGCAGGAGCAGGAGCGGCCAAAAGCUCCACUCCUACAGUCCAGUUUGGAAAUAUCCAACUGACACUGAAGUGGGGUCGAAUUGAGGAACAGGAGACGGACGUCAUCGUAAACAGCACAUCAUCAGACAGAAACUUGAGCUACGGUGUCGUCUCCAAAGCUUUAUUGAAGAAAGCAGGAACUGAAAUGCAAAGAGAGCUUCACAGAGCCAAGCCAAAAGGAAAAGUGAUCGUCACAAAAGGCUACUCCCUGAAAUGUAAAGAGGUUUUUCACACUCUUGGCAUUGCAGCCCAGGAGGUCCUUUUCAAGUCAGUCCUGGAUUGCCUAUCUAUCGCAGUCUCAAAUAAGCACAGGUCAAUUGCCUUCCCCGCCAUCGGCACAGGAGGCUACGGCCUCAGUAAAACACAAGUCGCCGAUGUCAUGACUGAUGCAGUGAAGGGGUUUGCCAAGAAGUCCCCUCAAACCUUUGAAGUUCACUUUGUCAUAUUUCCAUCGGAAGUAGACACAUAUAAGGCUUUUGAGACAGCGAUGAGAUCUUUCCAGCAAAAAGCCCCUGAUCCCGGCUUUACACAGGCAUUGGAGCACAGAGAUCACUUCCCUGUCAGCAAACCCGCCGCUCCACAGAUCAGCCUGCAUGGCAGUCCUGAGUCGAGGCUCGAGGCUGAACGAUGGCUCUGGUGCCUUUUCCGUUCCUCUCACCGCGUCACCAUCCGUAACAACUUCAUUCUUUGCUUUGGCGAGGAGGAAUAUCUGCAGCUGACCCGUCUGUCGACCAAAAAGACCAUCGACUUCAAGGAGUCCUUUGACAAAGGUCAUGCAGACAUAACGGUGAACGGGGAUUCACAUGAGGAAAUUGUCGUGGCCGCCUUGCAGGUGGAGGCCAUGCUCUGCAACAUCCAGAAAGAAUUUGUCCGAGAGGAAGAGCGCGCCAUGCUCCCCUUCUCCACCGAGAAGGUGACCUUUGAAAGAACGCCAGUUGAUAUUCGCGACGUUUUGUUCUCAGAAAGAGCAUCUGUUCUCAUAAAGGAGGGGCUGUGCAUGUUGAAGUUGGAGAAAGUGGAGAACCCGACGCUGAGGAAGAUGUUUGACGCCAAGAAACAACAGCUACAAUGUUCCACUCGAAACAUGUUUCAGUUUAUACCUUCACAGUUCUGCGAGAUGGUCAGCCAUAUUGGAUUCCAUGCAGAGUACGCACCACCUGCAGACCCAGCUUAUGGAGAGGGUAUCUACUUUGCUGGCACAGUGAGGAAAGCCAUGGAAGUGUGGAAGGAGCGCAAUGAGACGUACUUGUACCUUGUGGAGGCCGAGGUGCUGACAGGAAACUCCACCCCUGGCAGACCAGGUCUCAUUCUACCAGUUGUGGGGACACACCCACAAAUAUUCGACAGUGUGAGUGGAGGACCUGACCUCUCUGUCAUAUUCAGUGGUUACCAGGCUCUGCCCAAGUACAUCAUUACCUGUACGGUGGCCUGAGGAGCCAUUUCUCCACUCUUUCCUAUUACACAUUAAAGAAUCAGUCCCGUGUUAAUCUAAA
Molecule: messenger RNA, 2451 nt
Organism: Hippoglossus stenolepis (Pacific halibut)
Lineage: Eukaryota; Metazoa; Chordata; Actinopteri; Pleuronectiformes; Pleuronectidae
Gene: parp9
Product: poly(ADP-ribose) polymerase family member 9
Exons: 8
Coding region: 150-2390 (746 amino acids)
Biological process (GO): positive regulation of type II interferon-mediated signaling pathway; negative regulation of gene expression
Cellular component (GO): cytoplasm; nucleus
Molecular function (GO): ubiquitin-like protein ligase binding; transcription corepressor activity
Source: RefSeq, a predicted model, not a curated record